Molecule: messenger RNA, 3998 nt
Organism: Austrofundulus limnaeus
Lineage: Eukaryota; Metazoa; Chordata; Actinopteri; Cyprinodontiformes; Rivulidae
Gene: dusp3a
Product: dual specificity phosphatase 3a
Exons: 4
Coding region: 168-926 (252 amino acids)
Biological process (GO): protein dephosphorylation; negative regulation of MAPK cascade
Cellular component (GO): cytoplasm
Molecular function (GO): protein tyrosine/serine/threonine phosphatase activity; MAP kinase phosphatase activity
Source: RefSeq, a predicted model, not a curated record
AGCCACUGAGAGGUCUCCGCUCCCAUCUGUUCAGAGACACUUUGCAGAGUAUCGUGCACGACUUCACGUGCGGAGGUAAAAUGCUGCUGAAGAACCGGUCGAGGAUCACGACUCGGGCGCUGUCUGCGGUCUAACAGCUGUUUGAGAGCGAAGAACAAGAAGGAGCCAUGAUGAAGAAACACCUGAGCCCCGCGAAACAGCAACAACACCCGCCGCCGCCAGACGACGUCCCGGUUCCGAGCGGCGAGGUUACCGUCCAACAACUCAACGAGCUCCUGUCCGACGGCAGCGGCUUCUACAACCUGCCGACCCAGCACUUCAACGAGGUGUUCCCCAGAAUUUACAUCGGAAACGCGUUUGUCGCCCACAACACGAUGCGGCUGCAGAAACUUGGAGUGACGCACGUCCUCAACGUGGCGGAAGGCACCUCCUUCAUGCACGUCAACACCCCUCCGGAGUUCUACGCCGGCACGGGCAUCGCGUACCACGGCAUCUCUGCCAACGACACGCAGAAGUUCAACCUCAGUGCCUUCUUCGAGGAGGGAGCUGAUUUUAUCGACAGAGGACUAGCGCACAAUAACGGCAAAGGGAAGGUGUACGUACACUGCAGAGAAGGCUACAGUCGCUCCCCCACCAUGGUCGCCGCUUACCUCAUGCUGCGCCACCGAAUGGACGUCCGAGUGGCGCUAACCACCCUGAGGCAAAAGAGAGAAAUUGGCCCUAACGAUGGCUUCCUGCGCCAACUGUGCCAACUAAACGAGAAGCUGGCAAACGAGGGCAAGCUGAACAGGGAAGAUGCACGUGGCAGCGAGGAGCUUAUGAUUUUAUCAGCAGACAUACCAUCACACGCGAGGAUGCUCCCGUAUCCUGAAACAUUUUCAUCCCAUCUCGGGUCUCGUUUGUCAGCAUCGAUUUCUUUUCUCUGAAGCAGAAUGAAACGAUCGAUCAGAUGCAUUUAAGUCCGAUGAAAUUGUAACUUUCUGCAUUAAUUUCACUCAAAGUCUCACAAUUAGGCAGCUGAUUUCUUCACUCACUACCCAUAACUACCUAAUAAAACCUCACUUUCAAUGUUUCGCACCAAUAAAAGGAUUUUAGACAUUUAGAUUCAGUCUUUUGCUUCCUUAAAGACAAACCAAACAGCUGCUGUUUAGAUCUGCAGUUGUUGCUGGCGCCACCUGCUGGCAAAAAAGCAGACUGCAGUCUACUUUAAACCUUUUGAUUUUAUAAAAGAUUUGUACUUCACAAAAUAUUUAAAAUUCAAAAAAGUCAAGCUUUUAUAUGAAAAAUGCGCUGCAUUUACAGAAAAAAAACUAAUCAUUUAUUUAAAAAUCAGAAAAAUGAUCCCUCUAAUGUUAUCUAACAUUUCCACACCUUACAAGUUGGGUUUUGGAUUAAUAGUUUGGAUAUAAAACCUCUGAAAACAUUACAAACAACUGUAUAAUUUAGGGGAAAAUAUAAUUUCUAACUGAGGAAGURUAAAGAGUUUACAUAAAUACAGACAAAUACUUCUCAUAAAAUCACAUAUUUAGACUUCCAAACACUUCCUGACAUGUUGUAGCUCUGCAGUGCUCUCUGACCUUUUAUGACCCAGGUAUUGUAAAAUCUGCACAGGAAGUUAAACGUGACCGCAGACUUGAGAACACCGGUGCAGUUUUAAUGUUUUCUGGGUGGUUCCAGUUAACUAUGACCUGUUUUGAAUGUCAGAGUCAGACUUCCUGCUCUUGUGCAAACGCUGAAGAUAAAUUAGAAACAGGAGUUUAUAUUUGGGAUUUUUUCCCCCGAGUAAUUUAACGUGUGCCAUCCUCAUUUUACAUCACAUCAUGAAACCCCCACAGAAAGAAUGUCAUCAAUUUCACAGCCACAUAAUAAACCAGAAACAAUUCCCUUUUUCUGCAGAAAAAAAAAACUGGUUUUGUUUAUUCAAAUGUUCUCCAAAUUGGGGACUGAUUGGGUUGAAAGUUUUCAAAUCAGCUGCCUUAUCAGACCUUCUUAAACAAAAACCUGUGGCUUCAAAUAAUCAAACAAACACUUUCUGCCACCAUUAAAAAGGAUAAAAGCUCCCAUUAAACAACAAAACCAACAUUGACCAACAGAUAAACACUGCCACCUGUUGUCCAACCCAUACCGUGGUUUGUACACUUUAUUUUGGUUAUUUCUGGUCAUGAUAUUGAUCUUAUUUAUGGUUUUAGCUCUAAAAUUUAAAAGUACUCAUUGCAAUAUUGAACGCAUGAAAGAUCAUCCCGAGCUGUAUUAAAGGUGCAGUUCGAAAAAAAAAUUUCCUCUAGUUAUUUUCCCAAAUGCUGAAGUGCAGUGUCAGUGUGAACAAAGCACUUAUCUCAACAAAUCAGAGCAUAAAUGCAAACUGAAACAUCAAACUGAUCAGACUGCUUCAUCCUAAACAGUCCUUUAAUGGAAGUGAUACAUACUGUAUCACAACAUACGUAAUUUGUAAAAACUCAGUAUAAAAAACAAACCAAGCGUUACAUGCAGAAAAUCUGAUCUAACCCCAAAUUAAAAAUCAACAGUUUUGGGAAAAACCUCACGAUACAUCAGCAUAUCGAUAUCUUCUUACCACUCUUUACUUAUUUCCAGCCUCUUUAGCUGUUUCUGUGGGUAAACAGGAAGACUUAGUCCCUCAAAAAGUUUGGUAAUUAAUUUGCAAUGAGUACCUUUAAAAAUCAACACAAAGUAACAAGUUUGUUUACCUGAAACCAGCAUUAUUCUGUGGAUGACAAUAUGUAUUACAGAGAAUGUGAAAUGCCAUUAAUCUAUAUUGGUAUAUAUGCUGAGUAUGUAACGCAAGGCAACUGCUGCAUUUUAAUCUCUUAACUGGCCUAUAUUACAGUGUAAAGACUGGACAGUGUUUGAAUGUAAAAAGUUAAAACUGCAGAUGUAAAAUUCGUUUUUGUUGUUGUAUUUUCUCCAAGUGGUUUUGAGUUCAUUGUCCUGAUACAAGGAUGUAAAUAUCUUYGACGUUUUAUCCUAUUAAGUUGACUUCUUUCUGUUUAUUUGCACAGUAGGACUUUUGAAAUAAAGUUUGCUUGUGACGCACUUCUCCAACCAUUUCGUGAAAGGUCGCCACGUCAUUAUCAGUGUUGCUCUUGGAUGAAUCACCUACAAAUUGGUAGUGUGCGUUGGGCCAGACUGUAAUUGGAACUCAUUAGCUCAGUCAAACACAGCCAGGUAGUUGUGUUUAUUAUCACAGAAAAGUACCUAAUUUGACUUUUUAGGGUAAUUUCCUGUGAUUUUCGCUCAAAUUCUCGGUCCCAAGCGGUGAAACUUGGCCAUCUGUUGUCCAAAAGCCGACAUGACGGUCAGUUGAUAUCCAGUGUGGAAACUCAUCUGGCUUAGCUCCUUGAAACCGUCCACGAUGUAGUAAUCCCUACCCUCUUGUGCUCUGGAGGGCUUUUCGAACAUGUGCUGGAAAUUACCCACAAAUACUGUUUGGCCCAGAUGACACCACAUCUGUCGUCAUCUUCUCGCCUUCGCUCUGAUAAACGGCUUAAAGCAGGCGAUUUAGCACAAAUGAGCAAACUGCCUGACUCCUUCUCAGAGUCGACGUCUCGUCACGCGUCUGUGUGGAGGGGCUGCAGGGGGUCUUCGCUGUGACCUUAGAUCGGCUGCAGAUCUCCACACCURUUCGUCAUCUCAAUAAAGCAUUGUCACCCAAAGCCUUACAACUGAUGUUUUUGUGUUUGUGUGUUUCACUUCAAACUGUUGACGGAUCCCUGAUGAAGCAAGAUGUUGUUGAAGUGCACUUGAUUUAAAAAUUCUUAGUUUUCUUACCUUGGAGAAGUCCCUUCUUUCUUAUGUUUAAGAAAUAAAUGGAUGAGAUAUCACCAUGUCUGAGUAAUGAGUGUUUUAUUGGAUUUUCUUUUUAUUCAUACUCACUUUAUUUUUAUCAUGCACUCAAAAAACACUAUUUCAACUGGUUCUGCUCAAGUGAAUUGUCGAGUGGAACAAGUUGACAUUUUUGUAAAUAAAAUCGACUUUUGUUU